AUGCAUUCUAACAUUAGUCUCACUAUAUACUUAAGACUCAACACAGCACUGUUCUCUUACGGUAUAACAGGCACUAUAGACUUACGGACUGGGACUACCGACUACAAGAACGUUAACGCUCUCUGCCUACCUGACCUCUAUCUCAUCACAGUCAUUCCCGUACGCACAUAUUCGAUCCACCGACAAAUCACCAUCACUAUUACCAACACUCGUGUAACGACUAACAUGUCUUCUUCUAACAGCUCCGAUCUCCCAACAGCUAGACGUAUCCCUACCAUGACAUUCGACACCAUUCUCCCACCUGAUAAGAUGACCACCUGGGAGCAGGAGGACGCGGCCGCGAAGAAGAAGCGCUCCUCCGCAGAGCUUGCUGCCUCGGCAAAGUCUAAGGCUGGUGCUACCAUGAAGUCGGCCUUGAGCAAGGCUGAUCAGUUGAAGAAGGUUGUAAGCAAGGCGAAAGCAAAGCGGGAUACUGACAAGCAGAUCAGGAAGGCUGAGAAGGAACAUCAGAAGGCAACCCGCUGA
Alternaria arborescens is the source of this 525-nucleotide messenger RNA. RefSeq lists its product as hypothetical. The transcript has a single exon. Lineage: Eukaryota; Fungi; Ascomycota; Dothideomycetes; Pleosporales; Pleosporaceae. The coding region runs from base 1 to 525 and encodes 174 amino acids. The record is from RefSeq and is a predicted model, not a curated record.